CUUCACAUAUCUGAGCUUCACGAUCACUAAACUUGAUGAUAAGGAAAAGGUAGCCCACUCAUUAAUAUAACAACUACUCCAAAAUAAAAUCUUUCAGAAACCAGAUUGCGUCCAUCAAAUGAAUCAAAAUCGUCGACACGAGAAGCAUCAAGCCAAUUGGUGAAUGAUGGCUACGGUAAGACGCUUACUGAAAACUUUCCUUGUCUUCCACCUUCUGCAUCUUUCGACUUCCAUUGACACUAUAUCAUCAACCCAAUUCAUUAAAGAUGGCGAUUUAAUUAUCUCUAGAGGCAAAAUCUUCGCUCUUGGAUUCUUCAGCCCUGGAAACUCCGUUAAACGCUAUGUUGGAAUUUGGUAUUUCCAAGUUUCGGAACCGACGAUUGUGUGGGUGGCAAACAGAGACAGUCCUGUCAACGAUUCAUCCGGGAUCCUCUCAAUCGACACUGACGGAAACCUCGCCCUGUUUGAAAGCAACCAAACUGUUCCUCUCUGGACCACCAACAUUUCCGUCGUCCCCGAGAAGAACGCCGUAGCUCAGCUCUUGGAUUCCGGAAAUCUUGUUCUUCUUCAAAACGAUACCGGCAAGUUACUAUGGCAAAGCUUUGAUUGUCCUACACAUACUCUUUUACCAUUUAUGAAACUCGGGCUAAACCGACGAACGGGUCUGAAUCGUGAGUUAAUUGCUUGGAAAUCCGCCGAUGACCCUGGAACGGGGAAAUUCUCUUACAGAAUUGACCCGACUGGGUUUCCUCAAUUGACUUUAUACAAGGGUACAACGAAAUGGUGGAGAUCCGGGUCAUGGACGGGUCAAAGAUGGAGCGGCGUACCCGAAAUGACUAGUAAUUACAUCUUCAACGUCACGUUUAUUAAUAAUCAAGAUGAAAUCUCCAUUGUUUACGGAGUAACUAAACCUGUCACUACGAGGCUGAUGGUAAAUGAGUCAGGCUUUGUUCAACGCUUCACCUGGAGUAAUUCGGAUCAUAGAUGGAUCGGGUUCUGGUCCGCCCCGAAGGAGCAGUGUGAUUAUUAUGAUCAUUGCGGGGCAAAUAGUAAUUGUGACCCAUAUCAUGCAGAUAAGUUUGAGUGCACAUGCCUACCCGGAUUCGAACCGAAUAGUCUGGACGAAUGGUACUUGAGAGAUACAUCGGGUGGGUGCAAGAGAAAGAGAGAUAUGUCGAUGUGUCAAAAGGGAGAGGGUUUCGUAAAAGUGGCACAUGUGAAGAUACCGGAUACGAAUAUAACACGUGUGGAAAUGAGUUUGGAUUUAAAAGCGUGUGAAAGGGAAUGCUUGAGGAAUUGUUCUUGUUUGAGUUACUCAAGUGCUUAUGGUGAGAGUAAGGGAGGGAUUGGAUGCUUGAUGUACCAUGGAGAUUUGAUUGAUACAAGAAGUUACACGAAUGCUGCUGGUCAGGAUUUAUAUUUGAGAGUUGAUGCUGCGGAAUUAGCUUUGUAUACGAAGAAAGGUUCACUCAGUAAGAAGACCAUCUUGGCCAUUGUCCUAGUCAUUUCCGUUGCAACAAUUCUCUUGGUAGCAUUUGUUUUUUGGUUAUUCAGAAGAAGAAGAAGAGCAGAGAAAGCAGGUGAUGGCAAGAACAUCGAAUUUAACUUUACCUCAAGCUUAACACAGUUCGAAGACUCCAUGAAUGUGAAUGAGCCAGAUGGAAAUAGAAGAGAUUUUGAUUUACCAAUGUUUCAGCUGAGCACCAUCGUCGAAGCCACAAAUAAUUUCUCUGUUGAUAGAAAACUCGGAGAAGGUGGCUUUGGCUCUGUUUAUAAGGGUAUACUUCAAAAUGGAAAAGAAGUAGCGAUAAAAAGACUAUCUAAAUAUUCGGGACAAGGAAUAGAACAGUUCAAAAAUGAAGUUUUGCUUAUUGCAAAACUUCAACACAAAAAUCUUGUGAGCAUUUUAGGUUAUUGCAUUGAAGGAGAAGAGAAGAUGUUAGUCUAUGAGUACUUGUCUAACAAAAGCUUGGACUCUUUCAUUUUCAAUGAAACAAAAAGGGCAGCAUUGGAUUGGAGUAAACGAUUUGAAAUCAUUUGUGGAAUUGCUCGAGGAAUUUUAUAUUUACAUCAAGACUCGAGAUUAAAAAUUAUUCAUAGAGAUUUAAAAGCUAGUAAUGUUUUACUAGAUGCUACUAUGAACCCUAGAAUUUCUGACUUUGGGUUGGCCAGGAUUUUUGGAGGAGACCAAAUUGAAGCAAAUACCAAUCGUGUCGUCGGAACAUACGGUUAUAUGUCACCCGAAUAUGCAAUGAUAGGACAAUUUUCAAUAAAGUCAGAUGUUUACAGUUUUGGAGUUUUACUGUUGGAAAUCAUCACAGGCAAAAAAAAUAGUGGGUUUUAUCUGGAAGAUGCAGCCUCUUCAAACUUGGUCGGACAUAUUUGGGAUCUAUGGAGAGAAGGAAGAAGCCUGGAGAUGGUUGAUGUAUUAUUAAGAGAAUCAUACAGGACACAAGAAGUCAUGAGAUGCAUCCAAAUUGGUCUUCUGUGCGUGCAGGAACAGGCAGCAGAUCGACCAACAAUGGCGAUGGUGGUCUCCAUGUUGGGCAACGAUAAAGAUCUUCCUUCUCCAAAACGACCUGCUUUCAUUGCAACAAGAAUCACCAAUACUGAUGAGAACAGUAGAGGAAUCAAUUCUGCAAAUGAAGUCACAAUCUCUAUUGUUCUUGGUCGCUAGAACUUCAAGCUCUAUCUCAAUGUAUGCAUAGAGGUAAGUGAAAACAUGAUAUAUCUAUUUGCAUUAAUGGUCAUUGAUUUAUCGUAAUUUCGUAAGAAAUAUAAACAAAAUUAGU
Messenger RNA from Mangifera indica (mango), 2792 nucleotides. Its product is annotated as G-type lectin S-receptor-like serine/threonine-protein kinase At1g11410. Gene Ontology annotation, molecular function: ATP binding; protein serine/threonine kinase activity. Bases 164 to 2677 code for a protein of 837 amino acids. The record is from RefSeq and is a predicted model, not a curated record. Gene Ontology annotation, biological process: recognition of pollen; protein phosphorylation. The transcript has 7 exons. Lineage: Eukaryota; Viridiplantae; Streptophyta; Magnoliopsida; Sapindales; Anacardiaceae.